This is a messenger RNA of Rhodamnia argentea, 1748 nucleotides long. RefSeq names its product transcription factor RAX3-like. The transcript is spliced from 3 exons. The record is from RefSeq and is a predicted model, not a curated record. Bases 261 to 1412 code for a protein of 383 amino acids. Lineage: Eukaryota; Viridiplantae; Streptophyta; Magnoliopsida; Myrtales; Myrtaceae.
CCUGUUCUUAUUAUUUUAUUAAUUCAUCGAAUUUUCUAUACACAAAAAGAGAGGCUCGUCUCUAUCCCUCUCAUCACCCCCACUCUGCCUUUUUUUUUAAUAAACAAACAGACCUAUUCGCAGACAACCAUGUACAUCAUCUUCUCCCUCUCUUCCCCCUCUCUCCCCCUCUAUCUUUCUCUCUUUUUCUCUGAGCUAUGUAAAAUCUAUUAGAUCGAAGGGAGAAGGGUCAGAUACAGGAGCUGAGAAGAUACGUCGCCAUGGGGAGAGCUCCCUGCUGCGACAAGGCCAACGUGAAGAAAGGUCCCUGGUCACCUGAGGAGGACGCCAAGCUCAAGUCCUACAUUGAGAAGCAUGGAACUGGUGGUAACUGGAUUGCUUUGCCCCAGAAAAUAGGCCUUAAGAGAUGCGGAAAGAGCUGCCGCCUCCGAUGGUUGAACUAUCUCCGCCCGAACAUCAAGCACGGGGGAUUCUCCGAAGAAGAAGAUAACUUGAUUUGUAGCCUCUACAUAAGCAUUGGAAGCAGGUGGUCUAUAAUUGCAGCACAAUUACCAGGAAGAACAGAUAACGACAUAAAGAACUAUUGGAACACAAGGCUGAAGAAGAAGCUUCUGGGCAAGCAAAGAAAAGACCCCAGUGCAAGAAGAGGAAGUGGAAGCUUGAAGCAAGAAUUGAAGAGUGGAAUAUCAGUUGGCAAAAGUAAUACUAAUUCCAUGGACUAUUCUUUCACCUGCAACAACACACAAAUCACUCCAUAUUGGCCACAACUUCCUUCUACCCCAAUGCCAUACACAUUCCACGAAGCCGCAACCGCAACAACUGCUCUUAAUGACCAUGCAUCGAUCCGGAAGCUGCUCAUCAAGCUUGGAGGGAAGUUUUCCAACCACAGCAGCAAUCAUCUCCCCGUCAACUAUGAUUCCACGAGCUAUCAGUUCUCGAGUGAGGGCUCGACAUCGUCUUCGUCAUCACACAACCCUUACGAUCCAUCGCUCAUUGGAAACAUUAACCCCAACUCUGUACAUGGCUCUCAAUUUGUCCAUAGCCAGUACAACUUGGAUGCAGGAGGCAAUUCACAGAUGCCGCAAGGGCAAGGGGGUAAUUUCCCAGCCGAGCUCGGGGAUUUAAUGGGAACCAGCAACCUGAACGACACACAAAGGCUUGAGGGGUUGGAGUUCUUGCUAGGGGAAGAGCUGAUGAUGAUGAUGAUGGGGAAUAACAAUGACGGUAUUGCUUGUGGAGGUGGUGGCUUCAGUAAUGGGUGGGAUGACAUGAGCUCUCUGGCUUAUCCUCCUCUGAUCACUUCCACUUCAAGCUGUGAAGCUGCUCAUCAACAAGGUUCAGUUCAAGAAUGCAGUCCCGUCGACGAGUCGAGUUUUGUCGGGCCACGGUUCUUGACCAUGUGUGGGGAGUGAGUUUAACCAUCACGUGCGCUUGUCGAUUACUUACUUGCACACCGUUCGUCGUCUUAAAUGCUUGGACAUCAUGAAAUUGAUAGUGCUUAAUGGUUUCGCGCAUACGGUGAUCAGACUUAGAGGCUUGUUAGUGACGAGAAGAUGGUAAUGGUGUUUGGAGGAACCCUAAUGAAUGAACUGAACAUAUCUCAGUGAAGGCUCGUUUGUUUUUCUUUUUUCCCCCUUGCUGUGGGCUUUUUUUCUCCUUGCUUGGUGGUAACUAAAGUGGUGUAACAUCUUUGUAGUCUGUCGUGAUGAAAGUUGUUGUUUGUAUAAUUAUGGGUUGUGGCAUCUGAA